UUUAUAUAUAUAUAUCAUUAUCAAAUGAAUACAAUUUUUUUUGGUCCUGUAUCGGUCUGAACAGAGAGUGUUUAGCAUCUGAACAAAGGAGCACUCCCGGUAAGUGACGGAAUGAAUCGACGCCAAUGGAUUCUCAGCAGCGUCUCCGAAAGCGUGAUGAAGUGCAGGCGGCCGCAGAGGAGCGUGAGGGUGAUGGGUGUCAUUCACUGGGCUGUGAUGCUGGGAUUGAUUCAGUCCGGCGCGCUCGGCGCGAGGAGAUUCCGCGGAGGUCGAAACCCGCAGCAGCGACGAGCGCUUCCCACCGCGCACUACCGGGACCGUGCCGAGACCACCGAGAGCUUCUCACUGGACUUCACAGCUGUUGAAGAAAACAUGGACAAUUUCAUGACUCAGGUGAAGAACUUGGCGCAGUCCCUCUACCCGUGCUCGGCGCAGAAGCUCGACUACAACAUGAAGUUACAUUUCCUGGAGAAUACAUCAGUCACCUGCAACGACGGGACCCCUGCGGGGUAAGACAACCAGCCGGUUACAAUCACAAACC
This is a messenger RNA of Sinocyclocheilus grahami, 541 nucleotides long. RefSeq names its product palmitoleoyl-protein carboxylesterase notum1a-like. NCBI's taxonomy places the organism in Eukaryota, Metazoa, Chordata, Actinopteri, Cypriniformes, Cyprinidae. Bases 112 to 513 code for a protein of 133 amino acids. The record is from RefSeq and is a predicted model, not a curated record. The transcript has 2 exons.